UGUCAAGUGUCAGUGUGCUUAUUUCUCAGAUUGCGCCAUGCCUCCUCUCCCCCUCUUCCACCUCCUCGUCGCCGCAUCCCUGGCCGAGCCCAGCGCCGGCAACAUGUUAGAUCCCGGAAUGUGCCAGAAGUCCGUCGCGUGUGGGGACAGCGUCGACGUCCGCUACCCUUUCUUCCUCACCGCCGCCACCGCCGCCAUCGUGGGGAACACCGCCUACUCCUACUGCGGGUACCCCGGCAUGGCGAUCAUCUGCGAGGGCGGCCGCGCGACCCUGCGGCUCAAGGGAAACGAGUACACCGUCCUGAACAUCAACUACGAGGACCACACCGUCACGGUCGCCGACACGGAGGUUCUCAGCGGCGGGGACUGCCCGCGAGUGACACGCAACGUCACCGUCCCGCCGGAGGCAUGGCUCAACAUCUCGACCACUGCCAGCAUCAACCUCUCCUUCUUCUUCGACUGCGUCUUCACGGCGGCCACCCCUCCGCCGCCGGCGAGGCCUCCGAUCAACUGCAGCAGCUUUCCGGGACGGGACAGGGUGUCUUACGUGGUGGAGGAGCCCGACGUGGCGCCAGCGGACCAGUGGCCGCGGGCGUGCAAGGGGAUGGUCGUCGUGCCGGUGCUGAAGGAGCUCCUCCUGGGCUCUGAUGAGUACCUCGCGCGUCUGAACAGCGACGGGUACGGCAAGGUGCUGAAGCAGGGGUUCCAGCUGAGCUGGGACCCCAGCGCCGGGCCGUGCUCCCUGUGCGAGCAGUCCAAGGGGCAGUGCAGCUACAACCAGAGCGGCGAAUUCAUCGGCUGCUUAUGCUCCGACGGCAGCGUGCGCAACCCGGAUUGCGGACCCAGAAUCUCAGAGAAGAAAAACACAACAUAUAUAGUAUCAGCUGUUUCAGGUUCAAUUUUACUGUUUCUGCUCCUUUCUAUUUGCGCUCUGCACCGUAAGAAAUUUCACAUCCCAAUGCCCUGGGAAUGGGGAUCCAAACAUAUUUCAACCAUUGAAUCAUUCUUGCAAAAGCAUGAAGCUCAGUACCCAAAGAGAUAUACUUAUUCAGAAGUGAAGAGAAUGACCAAAUUUUUUGCCCACAAGCUAGGCCAAGGCGGCUUUGGUAUUGUUUACAAGGGUAAUCUACCAAACGGGCAGGAUAUAGCAGUGAAGGUCCUCAAUGAAUCGAAGGACAAAGAUGAUGGGCAGGAAUUCAUGAAUGAGAUAGCAAGCAUUAUGAGAACUUCUCAUAUUAAUGUUGUGACUUUGCUGGGGUACUGUAUCGAAGGAUACAAAAGAGCUCUUAUCUACUAGUACAUGCCUAAUGGCUCACUUGAAAGAUUUGCUUUUGGACGAAGUUCAGGAGGAGGAAACUCACUAAGUUGGGAGAGAUUGUUUGAUAUUACAGUUGGCAUUGCUCGAGGACUUGAUUAUCUUCAUCGUGGGUGCAAUACCCGCAUCGUGCAUUUCGAUAUCAAACCCCACAAUAUUCUACUUGACCGAGAUUUCUGUCCAAAAAUUUCUGAUUUCGGAUUGGCAAAACGGUGCAUGACAAAAGAGAGUAUUAUAUCUAUUGAUUGUGCAAGGGGAACCAUUGGUUACAUUGCUCCAGAGGUCUUCUCACCGCAAUUUGGGCAAAUAAGUAGCAAGUCUGACGUCUAUAGUUAUGGUAUGAUGAUCCUUGAGAUGGUUGGAGCAAGGAAGAACAUCAAUAGAAGUUCAGAGACCAGUAGCAAAUAUUUUCCUCAGUGGAUCUAUGAACAUCUGGAGGAACAUUAUAUUGAUGCUUGGGAGACCAGUAUUCAUAGUGAGGUUGUAAGAAAGCUGCUAAUAGUCGGAUUGUGGUGCAUACAGCUUCAACCUAAUAACAGGCCUUCGAUGACUAAAGUAGUUGAAAUGUUAGAAAGCAAGGCAGAUGAUCUGCAGAUUCCACCAAAAAGCAUUCUGUGUUGAAAGUUUCGGUUUCAGUCCAUUAACAUUCUGUACCAUGUAAAUUAAACUCCAGCAACGUUAAAAAUGUGAACUUUUCUAUGAAGAAGUGGCGGAGGAUGGAACAAAAUUAAGGUAUGGUGAAGUAUAGACAAUGGUAAGAUUCAGUAGCAAUAGUCAAGUCAAUCCACAAAUUGA
Messenger RNA from Panicum hallii, 2110 nucleotides. Its product is annotated as LEAF RUST 10 DISEASE-RESISTANCE LOCUS RECEPTOR-LIKE PROTEIN KINASE-like 2.7. The transcript has 3 exons. Gene Ontology annotation, biological process: protein phosphorylation. NCBI's taxonomy places the organism in Eukaryota, Viridiplantae, Streptophyta, Magnoliopsida, Poales, Poaceae. The coding region runs from base 38 to 1297 and encodes 419 amino acids. The record is from RefSeq and is a predicted model, not a curated record. Gene Ontology annotation, molecular function: protein kinase activity; polysaccharide binding; ATP binding.